CGCAGGUGUAUGACGUCACCGCAGCGGGAGUGUGUGUUUAUGUGGCUCAGGGUGCUGAAGAGGCUGAAAUUCAGUAUUUAUAUAAAAUACACCGCGUUUACAGGAAUGUACUUAUGAGGUCCGUGGAAUCACCUUGACCAAGCCUGGCUGUACACCAUGGCAAGCUCGACUGUGAAGUUCACCUGGUGUGCUUGCCGCAAUUACAAAAUCCAGUCCAAGGACACCCACGACAAGUGCUUGCUUUGCUUGGGCAUUCAGCAUGCCAAGGAGGCCGUCCUGGAGUACGGCAAGUGCCCACACUGUGCCAAGAUGGACUGGAGCACCUGCAUCAAGCGUCUCACCAAGGUGCAGGAGGUGAUGCACCAGGAGACCCAGCAGAAGAAGAACGAAGCUGCUCAGGCUGGACUUCAGCCCAAGCUGGAGCCCGUGACUCCACCUGCAUUGGUUACAGAGUCCAGACCAGUGAAGGUGGCGGCUGCCACACCAACCACUUCACGGACUGAUAUGGGGGCAGCAGCUCCAUCAUCUUCAACUGUGCCAGUGAUGUUCACUAUUCUGUCUCCAUCUCCUGGACUGUCUGAGCCUAAUGCUGGCAUUGUAAAGGGAACAUACGUAUCGCGUUUAGCCUUGCAGCAUACAUCUGACUCUGCUCCAUCUGUGGAGCAUCCAAACCCUCCACCAAUGCCUUCUACGUCCCACAAAAGGCGCCACUCUUCAAGAUGUCACUCCUGCUGCACAAGACACUCAAGCAGGGGUUGCGGACGUAGGCGAAAACGUUCCCCAUCUCCAUCGUCUUCAUCAUCCUGGAGCUCCUCCUGUGAAUCAACCUUCGAAUCAUCUGUCAAGGGCAAGAGGGCAUGUCGAGAAUCCAUAAGGUCCGCCAGGCUGGAACGAAGAAACGGACAGCUCUUAGAGAUGGUGCAGCAAAAACUGGAAGCCCAGCAGAGGGCAAUGCAAGUGCACUGGAGCAUGCUGGAGAGAAGGAUUGAGGUUCUUGAGAAGAAAGGAUCCUCAGCGAUUUCUCUUCCAGAUUGUUCAAAUACUAAUAAAAAUUUGGAAAUCUCCCAACCUUUCAGCCUCUCAACCCAGGUGGAUCGAGGAGAACAAACAGGUUUAAAUGUUGAACCCAUGGUGACUGGAUCCAUUGACCCAUCAUCAGUUGUGGUUAAACAAGAAGAAGGGCAAAUGGGUAUCUUAGUCUCAGGUGUCUCAAGUAUCUCAAGUGGUUCAAAGCCAGGUUUGCCACUUGAGGGCGAAGGAGACACUGAUUCUCAGCCUCAAACUUUUGCGAACGACAUGCAGUUGCAAGAGGAUCUCGCGUCCGAAGAGUUGCAGAAUCUCGUAAAUCGUGCUGCCAAACAUCUGGGCGUUGAAUUUCCAGCAUCGCCAAACUCCUCUGACCCACCACUUCCAACCAUGGUGCCGGAAUUCGAAGAUUUGUUGCAAAUCACUUGGUCCAACCCAGCGAGCUCAAAACCCUUCAGGCCAAUUUUUUCAGAGUUGUACAAGCUCCACGACUGCCAGUCCUCAGCUUACGACCACAUGCCUCAAGUCAACAGCUUCAUGUCCGCCAUCUUUCAAGCGGUCAGUCCCUCAGAAAACAAGGAGCGCUCCAUUCCUUCAGAGCACUGGAAGUUCACAGAAGCUCUCGUGGAAAAGGCCUACCAGACUGCAGGCAUGCUGGCCAAGACUGCUAACUAUUUGCGAUACCUUUCAGACUAUCAGAAGCAUCUUCUAGCAGAGAUCUCAGAGGAACUGUGUUCUCAAAAGCUUCCAACUGUUCUAAAUGAGCUGAAACUCAUCGGACAAUUCAUGCUACAGCUCUCCUCGCACCAGGCGGAACUGUCUGGAAGGAUCAUGGCGGCGUCGGUGGCUGUCAGGCGACAGGUAUGGAUGGCCAAGACCAAUUACACGGAUUCUGUGAAGGCGACAGUUGCUGACCUACCGUUUGUUGUAGGACAUUCAGUUGGGGAGAACGCAGCUUCCAGCUCAAGUGACGGGUUGUGCAGACAGGAGACUUGAAGAUGUGCCUGUCCUACAAAGUUCUAUGUUUCUGCUGUAGUUUGAAGACUUGUUAUAAUAUGUGAUAUGGCUGCUAUUGUUGUGAUUGAUAUUUGAUGAAGUCUUGGUCUGAUUUUAAUGGGAUAUGAUCAGCCAUUGCUUUACAACCACCUGCUUAAUAUAAAACGAGUAGGUCCUGUGAAUUAUGGUAGUUGGACCAAGGCCUGAUAGUGGGUCCAGAUGGAUGGGGCAUUCCAGUUAUGAAGUUCUAAAGUGUGGGUAUUUAAUGCUUUGUGAUCCACAGGGUCAUGUGUGUACAGGGAAAAUGUCUUAAAAGGCCACUAUCAUUGCUACCCAGCAUAGACAGCACAGAGCAAUGGGUGAUGAUGAUUGUGACCAGUGGCUUCUGGCUAGAAUUGUCCAUGUGAACAGACAAGUAACUCUGGAAGAAACAACCAAAUCCACAUUCAAUGCAGGAGGACAGUGCAUUGAUUUUCAUGGCAAGAUUCCUGGUACACAGUAGUAGUUCCUAUCCCAUGACUUUUGGCAUGCUUAGCUAUUUUCCACCCCUUGACAGUAAAUCAGGGUUUUUACAUAUACCUGCCAGUGGUGUUAAUGUUAUGGCUCUGAUCAGUGUACCUUCAAAACAAACCUCUUUUCCUUGGUGUAGAAAUUAAUGGUCACUACUGUUGACUGACUGAAGAUGUUAAUACAGGUUAUUUAUAUAUCAUCAGGACAAAAACUUGUAUCUCCAUGUCUAUUGAUGUUGAUUUAUUGAUGUGUUUUUACCCAUAACUUAUAAACAUUGGUUGGUCUGUAAAUUGUGGAAAUACAGUGUUUCAUGGGGGGAUGGAAAUAAAUUGUUCUGAUUACUUAAUGAGAUGUAUGCCACCAGCACCUACAGUUCUCCACAAAACACUAAUAUUUAAUUGACUAAACCAUAUUGGCAGAAAAAAUUGGGACACCUGCUCAUUCAUUGUUUCUAUGUUAACUUUUGUUGGUGUAACUGUCUCUACUGUCCAGAGAAAACUCUUUAUACCCCUCAAGCCCACACCUGGCAUUAGGCAUAGGGCCAAAAUAGGUUAAUGUUUUGCUGCUUUUAGAGAGUCCUAUUCUAUAGGCAGUACUUCUCCACAGGGCCUAGACAAACUGUGUGUCUGUGUGCAUUUACAUUUAUUUGCACAUCAGUGUCAGAAAUGUAAGGUUGUAACUUAAAGUAGCUGAAUGCAUUUAUUAGAAGGGUGUCUACAAACAUUUGGACAUCUAUUGUAGGUCCAUUGACCUGUUAUUUUUUUUUUUAGUUCUUUCUCAGGUAAAGUUACUGCUUUGGAGAUGCAAGGUUUUGCUUCUUCAGUGGCAUAAUAUUUACUGUAAAAGCUGGAGUGACCAAGUACAGCUAUUAAGGGCCAGUUUUACAUCUCCUAAUUAUCUUCAACACUAUACUUUUUAAAUUUAGUUCAAUAUGCAUUGUAGUUUUUCCAUAUUUAAGCCUAGUCCACUAAAGGCAGCCAUAUUUACAGUAUAUGGUGUCAGAACCAGAGUUCUUAAGUUCUUGUCCAAAAUCAUCACACUGCACUGCAUUGCUCUAAAUUUGACGUGUGAAAUAUUAAGACUUUUUUUCUUGUUUGAUAUUUUUACUAUGCUUGCAAACACGUACUCUGUAUUGCAUCAGAUGUUUGUAACGUAGAUAUUGGACACAGAUUAGAAAAAAGUCAAACUACUUUCUAUAGCUUCCCUGAGACCAACAGCUUGCAUACUUGUAUGUAUGUGAAUAAAAUAACUAAAUAAACAGUA
This is a messenger RNA of Astyanax mexicanus (Mexican tetra), 3795 nucleotides long. RefSeq lists its product as uncharacterized. The record is from RefSeq and is a predicted model, not a curated record. The coding region runs from base 157 to 2022 and encodes 621 amino acids. The transcript is spliced from 2 exons. NCBI's taxonomy places the organism in Eukaryota, Metazoa, Chordata, Actinopteri, Characiformes, Acestrorhamphidae.